This is a messenger RNA of Closterium sp. NIES-67, 120 nucleotides long. The record is from the annotation of a GenBank genome assembly. Lineage: Eukaryota; Viridiplantae; Streptophyta; Zygnematophyceae; Desmidiales; Closteriaceae.
UGCGAUCCUGUUGGCGAUCCUCAGCAGCAGCGGACGUGGCGGCGGUGGCGGCGGCGGAGGGGGCGGUGGUUUCCGGGGCGGCGGCGGUGGCUUCGGCGGCGGCGGGGCCUCGGGCGGAUG